Molecule: messenger RNA, 717 nt
Organism: Mytilinidion resinicola
Lineage: Eukaryota; Fungi; Ascomycota; Dothideomycetes; Mytilinidiales; Mytilinidiaceae
Exons: 1
Coding region: 1-717 (238 amino acids)
Source: RefSeq, a predicted model, not a curated record
AUGGCGAGAUGCGAGCGGUUCUGCGCAGUGGAAAAGCGGAGGUCGAGCAGCACAGGCGGCUGGACCGCACGGCGGGCGCUUUGGGAUGGGCCACGACAUUGUGACCUCCAGUUCAGCAGCGCAAUUGGACGGGCUGCCAAUGAGGGCGACGGGCGGGCUCCUCACGGGCGACGCGCUGGCUGCUUUGGACAUGGCGCGCAUCCAUCGAGGCGGUUCGCCCAGCGAUUGGGAUGGAGAGGCAGGCGACGGAGAGUGGAAGCGCUGGCGGGGAGCUUGGCCACAGCUGUUCCCACCUCCCCAGCGGUUAGAAGACGCACGUCGGCCCAAUGGCACUGCGCCAACGGCAUGCUGCAGCUGGCAUUCAGUAUCGAGCCUCCAGCAGGAAACGAGGGCGCGCGUGCCCGUUUCGACCUCUUCACAGCCUCCGCCGAAGUUUCGCAUUCAAUAUAUGGACUGCCCAUCGCCCGCUGCCGACUGUUUCGACUCGCCUCGCUGCUGCGCAUUCUGAGACGAGCCGACGAAACGAAGCCGGCAGUGCCAGCGAGUGGCCAGCGGGUGCCAAACGUGCAACGGGAGUGCCGGCAGGCUGAACAUGCCGAAUCGAGGGCGCUGCAGACGGAGCUUCCUGCAGUGGUGAUGGGUGCGAGUUGGAUGAGGUGUCGGCUCCUGGGCUUCUUCAGCCUUGCCAAGUCGAGUCGGGAUGCCGCCCUGCGAUAG